Molecule: messenger RNA, 735 nt
Organism: Aspergillus tubingensis
Lineage: Eukaryota; Fungi; Ascomycota; Eurotiomycetes; Eurotiales; Aspergillaceae
Product: TRAPP complex core subunit BET3
Exons: 7
Coding region: 1-735 (244 amino acids)
Biological process (GO): intra-Golgi vesicle-mediated transport; endoplasmic reticulum to Golgi vesicle-mediated transport
Cellular component (GO): TRAPP complex; cytosol; cis-Golgi network membrane
Source: RefSeq, a predicted model, not a curated record
AUGGCGCCAACCAGCCGCGCUAGGCGCCGAGCGCUGGUCCACCAGGCGCGUGAAGCUCCGCCUCAGGCCCCCUCGGUCCACCGAAUCAAGCGGGGAAGAGUGCGCAUUGCUCUUGUCAUUGUUUACCAGCCGCUUGCAAGCUUGAGUUAUUCAAUCAUGUCAUCUGCAACAAAAGCGUCUAGGAUUGGGGAAGAGCUGUGGAAGACGAGAGUUGACAAAGUGAACGCCGAGUUGGUAACAUUAACGUACGGUACAAUUGUUGCGCAACUUUGCCAGGACUACGAUGGAAACUACCAAGAAGUGAACAAGCAACUGGAGAAGAUGGGCUACAAUAUUGGAAUGCGACUUAUCGAGGACUUUUUGGCCAAGUCGGGCGUGGGCCGUUGUGCUAAUUUCCGGGAAACAGCGGAUAUGAUCGCAAAGGUUGGGUUCAGGAUCUUCCUCAACAUCGCGCCCACGGUCACCAACUGGACGAGUGACAACAACCAAUUCUCUCUCAUAUUUGAAGAGAACCCGUUGGCGGAUUUCGUUGAGCUGCCCGAUGACGGACGGGCUCAAGAUGAGCUGUGGUUUUCCAAUAUUCUCUGUGGAGUUCUGCGGGGUGCAUUGGAGAUGGUGCAAAUGCAGAUCGAGGCGCAUUUUGUGAGCGACGUUUUGCGGGGCGAUGAUACAACGGAAAUGCGGGUAUCACUUGUAAGGUACAUUGAGGAUGAGAUGCCACCCGAUGAGGAGUGA